Molecule: messenger RNA, 204 nt
Organism: Racocetra persica
Lineage: Eukaryota; Fungi; Glomeromycota; Glomeromycetes; Diversisporales; Gigasporaceae
Source: the annotation of a GenBank genome assembly
AUUCUUCUGAAGAAGAAACUUCUGAAUAUACAUUAUCUGAAUUAGAACAACAAAUAAAAAAUAGAGCACAGGACCUUAGGCUCCAGUAUAUUGCGCAAUACCUUUGGCUUAAAGAAUCAGGACUUACUAGAGUGCAAGCAAGUAAUAUAAUUUCAACUUUACUCAACCAUGGAUCUUGGACUGCAUGUUUAAUAAGAACUUGGG